AUGUUUAGUGUUACUACCCUUACUCAUAUUACCGAUGAUACUUCGCGACCACUAGUUGCAUUAUCUACCCGAGAAGGUAAUCGAUACUUCUUUGGAAAAGUCCCUGAAGGAACACAAAGAGUGUUGAACUUCAUCAGAUGGAGGUUUCCUAAAUUGGAAGGGAUUUUCAUGACUGGUACCAUAUCUUCAUGGGCUGACAUUGGUGGACUUCCUGGACUUUUUUUGACAAUCAGUGAUGCCACCAAGAAAAGUAUUACUGUUUUCGGGAAUAGUAAAAUUCUUUCAUAUAUUAUAGCGACUUGGAGAUGGUUUGUGUUUAGAAAGGGGAUUGAGCUCCGUAUAACGGAAGCCCAGGAAAAGUCAAUAUACGGAGAUAAGGAAAUUAGUGUAACACCAAUUAAAAUCUCAAAUGACAAACCUCAAGAUAAUACCCCAGAUUCGGCGUUGUUUCCUGCUCUUCGAAAGCUUGCAUCAUUGAUGUUUCCUUUGGACACUAGCAAAGUAAAUAGCAGAGAUCCUGACUCCUAUAUGUCAGAUCCAUCGGAAACUGAUCUCCACACUCAUGUUCAAUUGCCACCAUCAACUACAUUCUUCCCAGUUCAACAAUACUCAUAUUCAUAUUCCAUCAGAUUGUUACCAUUACGAGGUAAGUUUGAUCCUAAAAAGGCUAUUGCGUUAGGUCUUAAACCGGGUCCAUUAUUCAGAGAAUUGAGUGAUGGUCGUAGUGUUACUAAUGAAGCUGGUGAAUUAAUUACACCUGACCAAGUUGUUUCUCCUUCAAGGCCAUUAAAAAAGGUUUUGAUUAUAGAUAUUCCCGAUCAGUCAUACUAUGCAAACACUGUAAAUAGCAACGAAUGGUUUGUUCAAGAUGAAGACCGUGGUUUUGAAGAAAUUGGAAUCGUAUAUCAUUUCUUAGCAGCAGACAUCGAGUUUGAUUUGGAAAAGUAUAAACUGGAUUUCUUGAGCAAAUUCCCCCAAGAAACCCAGCAUGUUAUCAGUCAUCCUUCUAUUUCAAAUAAUACCCUUGUGAAUAAACGAAUUGGAUCAGCUACUUUAACUUUGAAGUCACUCAUGAAUGAAAACUUCAAUCUCCCACACCAAGACGAAUAUGUUAGUGUGCUUACUCAAGAUAAUAUUGUUAGGCUUCAUGGAUGUCAAUCUUAUAAUAUAUUACCAUCUGGAGUUGAAGUGGACAAUUCUGCAAUUGAAAAUCUUUCCAAUCAACAACUUUUUGAAGCUGAAGUUGCUCCAUUAAAUUUAGGAAAAUCAUAUGAUGAGUUGGCCAAUGUCAACUUUGAUAUCACCAAAGAGGGAGAUUUGUCACUUAAAGAUCGUGUUCAUAUAUGUACAUUAGGAACUGGUUCUGCCAUUCCUUCCAUUCAAAGAAAUGUCAUUUCCACAUUGGUCAGAAUUCCUUGGCAAAAUACUGAUGGAUCAAUUACUUACAGGGGCAUCUUACUAGAUGGAGGAGAAAACACAAUUGGAAGUCUUUGGAGAACAUUUGGUCAUUCCAACAAAGCCCAUGCAAUCCAAAUAUUACGAGAAUUGUCAGUUAUUCACUUGAGUCAUUUACAUGCUGAUCAUCAUUUAGGAAUAGUUUCCAUGAUCAAUGAAUGGUUCAAACAUAAUGAUGCCGACAAGAAAUUGUUCUUGGUGGUUCCUUCAAACUAUAUCACCUUUCUUCAAGAUUGGUACAGUUUAGAAGCAAACUAUCAUGAACAUUUCGAUAUCAACAGACUUGAAUGUUUUAGUUGCGAAGAUUUCUUGGCUGAGCGUAGAAUACCUGAAUCAUCUAAAGUCAGUUUGGCAAACUUUGAAAUCCAAUUUGAUCAAGGGAAUAUUCAUCAGAAAAUACCAGAAGAACCAUUGUCUCCUAUAAACUUUCACAGGAUCAAUGAGUUGUACGACGCGGUUGGGUUACAUUCAAUUGAGACUGUCCGUGCUAUUCACUGUUAUCAUUCAUAUUCUUCGAUCUUCAGAUUUAAACUUGAUGCUAAUCAAACAUUCCAAUUAUCAUAUUCGGGAGACACUAGACCUAAUCCAAAGUUUGCUGAAGUUGGUUAUGAUAGUGACUUAUUAGUCCAUGAAGCAUCAUUGGAGAAUUUCUUAAUUGAAGAAGCAUUAGCUAAGAAACAUUCUACUAUGAUUGAAGCAGUCUGUACUUCUAAGGUCAUGAAAUGUCCAAAACUUAUCCUUACCCAUUUCAGUAGUAGAUACGGUAAUUCCAACAAUUGUGUACCUAAACAUGAAUUGGAACCACUUGCCAAAAGUCUCGAUGAAUAUUUGAUUACCCAUAGAGCAUACCCAAAUAUAUUUUCCUAUGACUCGAGGUCAUAUAUAGAUUAUAAGGACUUGGAUUUGUGUUUUGCUUUUGAUUGGAUGAAUGUAAGGUAUGGUGAACUUCAUUUGCAGGAGCAGCAUUGGGAUAAAAUAAAGGAACUAUUCCAACUGAGUAUGUUGAGAGAUCCUGAUGACGAGAAAUUGGAAGAAAAGAGGGCCGCUAAGCGCCUCGAGAGAUUGGCAGCAAAGAAGGCUAGUAAAAAACAACGAGUAAAUGGAGAAACUGUAUAG
Spathaspora passalidarum NRRL Y-27907 is the source of this 2571-nucleotide messenger RNA. Its product is annotated as tRNase Z. Lineage: Eukaryota; Fungi; Ascomycota; Pichiomycetes; Serinales; Debaryomycetaceae. The transcript has a single exon. Bases 1 to 2571 code for a protein of 856 amino acids. Gene Ontology annotation, cellular component: mitochondrion. The record is from RefSeq and is a predicted model, not a curated record. Gene Ontology annotation, molecular function: 3'-tRNA processing endoribonuclease activity. Gene Ontology annotation, biological process: mitochondrial tRNA 3'-end processing.